Molecule: messenger RNA, 1918 nt
Organism: Hypanus sabinus (Atlantic stingray)
Lineage: Eukaryota; Metazoa; Chordata; Chondrichthyes; Myliobatiformes; Dasyatidae
Product: deoxynucleoside kinase
Exons: 10
Coding region: 515-1309 (264 amino acids)
Biological process (GO): nucleobase-containing compound metabolic process
Cellular component (GO): mitochondrion; cytoplasm
Molecular function (GO): ATP binding; deoxyguanosine kinase activity
Source: RefSeq, a predicted model, not a curated record
CCAAAUUGAUUUGUAUAAAUAUAUAAACAUAAAGAAAGUUAGUUGCUUCCCUACGCUAUAAUUUUUUUGGCCUCGGGGAGAAAGGAAAUCAGAUGCAGUACACGUGCAGGUGAGAUCCCGGCGGACUGAUGAGUGGCUAAUGUUGUACCUCCGUUUAAGACAGGAUCAAAGGAAAGUCCUGGGAACUAUAGAACGCAUUGGAGUCGAAUGUUUCACCGUCUAUGGGCGCGGUGGAUGGAAAAGCUUACUCCAACUGGUGAGCGAGGAAUGCCAUUGUGGGACCGCAACUUUUCUAGGUUUAUUCUAUCAGGUCACGACAGCUGAACGUAAUCGGGGGCAAUAGAUGGAAAAGUUUAGCGGUUACAUCAGUUGAGUUUUUUUGGCGGAAGGCGCUCGAUUCGAGAGACUCGGCAGGAAAAGGCGUUACAAAUUAUGCUACUCUGAUCAGAUCGCGCCACUUUCAAACGUCUCCAGUGCCGGCAGCAGAGAAGUUGCGGAAUCGUCUAUAAAGAGGAUGGCUACGCCACCAAAAAGAAUGUGCAUCAGUCCUCUUUUCAAUGAUAGCUUUGAAAAGAGAGCAAAAAAGAUUUCAAUCGAAGGGAAUAUUGCUGCAGGAAAAUCUACUUUUGUUCGAAUUUUGGAACGAAGCAGUGAUGAGUGGGAAGUUGUUCCCGAACCUAUUGCGAAAUGGUGUAACGUACAAACCACUGAAAAUGAAUUCCAGGAACUUACAACAUCCCAGAAGAGUGGUGGCAAUCUCCUCCAGAUGCUUUAUGACAAACCAAGUAGAUGGGCAUACACAUUUCAAACUUACGCUUGUCUGAGUAGAGUUCGGGCACAGCUUAAGCCUUUGUCUUCCAAAAUUCAUGAAGCAGAACAUCCUAUACAGUUCUUUGAAAGAUCUGUAUACAGUGACAGGUAUGUAUUUGCCUCAUCUUUGUUUGAAUCUGGAAACCUUAAUGAAACGGAAUGGUCCAUUUACCAAGAUUGGCAUGCUUGGAUAUUGAAUCAAUUUGGUUCAGAAAUCGAAUUGGAUGCCAUAAUCUAUCUACGAGCAACUCCGGAAAAAUGUAUGGAGCGACUUCAUCUGAGAGGCCGUGAGGAGGAACAAGGAAUUGAGUUGGAGUAUCUAGAGAAAUUAGAUUAUAAGCAUGAAUCUUGGCUUCAUAACCGAACAAUGAAGGUUGACUUUGAAUACUUGAAGGAGAUUCCUAUUUUGGUGCUGGAUGUUAAUGAAGAUUUUAAGGAUGACAAGAUUAAACAAGAGGACAUUUUAGAAAAGGUGAAGGCAUUCUUGCAGACAUUAUAGCAGAAGGAAACUGAUAACAAACUUGAAUGUUUUGCACUGACUUUUAUCUGUUGUAUGAACUUGGGAGUAAAUAACUUGGAUUUGAGAAAUAAAUUUUAUCUGAAAAAUGCUUACAUUGUUGGACUGGAUGCAGGUCACACCUAACAUAGUAUGCAUCAAGUUUGGUAUUCAGUCCAACAUCUCUACUCAAGCAAUUGUAAAUCUUUCACACAAACUGCAUUGUCAAAUCACUUUUAUGGAAAUUGUUAAUUGUUUGUUUCAUGACCAGCACUUGUUCCUUGAUUUCAUUGUUGACUUCAUCAUUUAUUUAUAGUUCUAUUUUUUUUAACCCAUAUCCAUGCAUCUCAAUCGACUCCAGUCAGUUCUUCCCUUUUAAGAAGAUUAGACUCGUUUUAAAGUCAUUACAGUGAGAAAAUACUUUUCUUUGUAUUUUUGCUGUUUUAUUAAGGUUUUGCUGUAUUUUUGGGAAGUGUUUUGGUGGCAUUUGCCCAUGUGUUUCUAACAGCUAUAUUCUACAAUAUUGCUUUGAAAAUGGAAAUUUCUAUGGGAACAAGUAUUAAAUAGAUUGAGCUUGAUAUAAUGUGCAACUAAUAAAUCAUUUAUAGAGAU